Trichobilharzia regenti is the source of this 1512-nucleotide messenger RNA. The record is from the annotation of a GenBank genome assembly. Lineage: Eukaryota; Metazoa; Platyhelminthes; Trematoda; Strigeidida; Schistosomatidae.
AUGAACCACUGUAAGGAGAACUCAAUUUUCUCACGUAACAAAAAUAUUCGAAGAAGAAGUUCGGUCUCAGUUACUCGAUCUAGCUUCACAACACUUGAUCACAUUCGUUCCGCAUGGAAUCAACUGAAAUUUGGUUGGUCUGUACAGUUAUGGCCUAAUUUUGACCGUAACAGUAUUAUAUACAUGCUGGGUCGGUGCUACUUCGACACUUCUCCAGAUAAUCAUUUAAACGCUCCAAAGGACAUAGUUUGGGGCGGAAAUUUCUCAGACUUUACUGAAGACUUCGCAAGUAGGCUAUGGUUCACUUAUCGUGACAGCUUUCCUCCACUAUUGAAAAAUUCUUCAAACAACCAUAAUGCCUGUGCUGCAAACUUACCUAACUCUCUAUCGAGUAUUUUUAUCAGGAGACCAUCUUCGUGCUACUGUGAAGCUACUCAAACUGAUGCUGAUCGUCUCAAAGCUAAACCAACAAUAAAAAGCAAAGACCGUCACUUUGUCUCACUAUCUGCAUAUGGUGUUGAUUCGACAUCUAUAAAAACCUCGAAUUCUUUUAUACCUCUUUCUGUUCAAACAUCUGAUUGUGGGUGGGGAUGUAUGUUUCGGUGUGGACAGAUGCUACUUGCUCAGGCUCUGGUCGUUCAUUUUCUAGGCAGAGAUUGGAGGUUAAUGAAAGGUAAAAGCACUAAUAUUUCUGGAGGUUCAGAUUUCAAUCGUCAAAUUAUCAAAUGGUUCAAUGAUUCUUGGUCACCAUCUUCUCCCUUAUCUUUGCAUCGUUUAGUUCAUGUAAGUGGUAAAAAACCAGGUGAAUGGUGUGGACCAACUUCAGUGUGUACAGCAAUUUUACAUGUUAUGGCACAAGGAAGCAGUUUAGAUAAUCGUUUGGGUCAAAUAGAAGUGUAUCUAGCCCGUGAUAGAGUUAUAUAUCGUCAGGAAAUAAUGGAUAUCGCAAGAGGUUCGUACACCAAGGAUAAAAUACGGACCAAACUACAUUUUACUGAUCAUACGGCCAAUUAUCGUUCACAGGUUAAUCAGACAAAUGAUCCCGAAAAUACUGGAUCAUCAGCUAUCCUUCUCCUUAUUCCUCUAAUGUUUGGCAAAGAAAACUGUAUCAAUCCAUGCUAUAUACAGGUGAUACUGAGUCUGUUUUCUGAUCCAACUUUUGUAGGGCUAAUUGGUGGCCGUAGAAAACAUUCAAGUUAUUAUGUUGGUUGCCAAAAUGAUUCUUUAAUAUAUUUAGAUCCACAUUUUACACAGCCAACUCAAAGGUUAGAUUCACUUAAAUUUCCGAUUGAUUCUUGGUAUUGUCCUAUUCCAAAAACUAUGAACGCAGCAAAACUCGACCCUUGUUGUGCUGUUGGAUUCUACUGCAGAACUCGAGGUGAACUCAGUGAUCUUAUCGACAGAUUACCUGUAUUAUUGUCAAUAAACAAGUGCGCAGAAGAAACAUCAAAAAGUUCGACGGUCAAGAGCAUUGUUGAAGUACUAAGUCUUGAAGAAAUGGACGGUGUGUAA